UAAUCGUUUCUCAUUUACUGCAAUGCUGCCAACCACAAGCGAACACCCUAAAUUCCGCGCCAAAGUUUCAUUUUUAGGUUACUUAUUCCUUACAAACGUCUCCUUUUAAUUUUUUGUCUACAAAAAUGUCUUACAAAAACUCAUUUUUCCAAUGGAAAAGUUCCCCCACGAAACAAUACGAUUUUGAAUCUUUAAAUUUAGAUCCAAAAACCUGCAUUUCGUACACCUCUUUUAUAUUAAAUAACGAAAGUUAUAAAUUAGGUGAUUACGUGUACGUAAAAGCUUCUAACGAAACCGUCAUAGGAAGGUUGUUGUGUGCUUACGAGACUCGAGAAGUUAAAAAUUGUUUUUAUGGAGUUUUAAGAAUUUACCGAUUUGGUGAUGAUUUGUGUAUAAAAAGCGAUAAAAAGUUUAUUGAAAACGAGGUGAUUGAGGAUGAUGUUAAAAAAGAUGUGAUGUUGCUUGAAAUUAAAGGAAAAUGCAAUGUUAUUCUUGCAACAGAGGAUGAUUUUUUUGAUGAUAUAAUUCCGGGAACUUAUAUUCUUCGUUAUAAGUUAUUAAAUCACAAACUUAUUUCAAUAUUUUCAUCGGAAGCUAUUAAACACACAAAUGUAUUGAAUCAAUUUAAUAAAGUACUCACUCCAAAUUGUUCCGUUACUUCAAAAUAUAAAGAAAUUCCAUAUGUUUGUGAUAGAAUGAAGCGUGUACGAAUAUCUGAAGCGUUUUUAACGCCCAAAAAGUUAAAUGUUUGCAGGAAUUUAAAUGAGUCUUUUGAUGGAGCGAGUUCGCAAGAAGGAACACCCACAUUAAAUUAUUCUUUGGUGGAGGAUAAUUUUGAUACUAACCUUAAAAUUAAAUUACGUUUAUCGAAAAAUCAACCGAUUGUUGCUCUAGAUAAACUUAAUGAUAGUGAAAUUAAUAAAUAUAUAACUAAAACUAAUGAAGUUGAAACUUCAGUUAGAAGAUCUACAAGAUCAAAACAAAGAGUUUCUUAUGUUGAAAUGAUUAAUACACCACCAAGAAGGGGUAGAAAAAAAAGCACUGACGAUGUCAUUUCAAUAACAGACGAAGAAAUUAAUUUAACACCUUCUAAACGAAAAGUAAAUUAUGAAGAAAAAGAUGUAUCACCUAAAAAAAUAUCAAGAUUGUCAAGAACAACACGAAGUUCCAUUCAAGACACCCAAGACAUUGUUUAUACAACAAAAUCAAACUAUCAAAAUCCAUUAAAAAUCACAUUAAGUGCAAGAAAAACUAGAAAUUCAACCAAAGAAAAUCCAAUAAUUGAUGAAAAACAUGAAGAAGUAACUCCGAGUAAACGAAAAACAGCAACACCUGUUAAAUAUAACGAUUACAUUUCUUCGCCACUUUUAAAAAAAUCGAUUUUAAAACAAUCAUUAACGAAUAGCGUUGCAACUCCGAAAAAAAGUGUUUAUUAUGAUGAUGAAUCUGAUUCUUCGAUAGAUUCCUUAGAUGAAGCACCAAAGAAAAAGAAACAAAAUAUCGCAUCUUUAAAAACUCCUAAUAAAACGCCCAAUAAAAAUAUGGCAACAACUCCAAAGAGUGUACAAAAAACUCCUGGUAGUCGCGCGAAAUUAAUACGAGACGGAAUGAUUACACCUUCAGUUCAAAGUAGAGCGACGCCGAUUAAAAUUGAUAAAACUCCUUUAAACAUGGCUAAAACUAAAUUGCAUGUUUCUUAUGUUCCUGAAGUUUUAGUUGGUAGAGAAAAGGAGUUUAAUGAUGUUUAUAAUUUUGUUGAAGGGAAAUUAUUAGAUGGAUGUGGAGGAUGUAUGUAUAUUUCGGGAGUGCCUGGAACUGGAAAAACGGCGACUGUUACAGAAGUGAUAAAAAAACUUCAUUCACAGGUUCAAUUACGUUGUGUACCUGGAUUUGAAUUUGUUAGCAUUAAUGGGAUGAAAUUAAGUGAACCUAGACAAUCUUAUGUUGAGAUUUUAAGACAAUUAACUGGAAAAUCAGUUCGUUGGGAACAAGCCCAAUCAAUAUUAGACACAAAAUUUACAAAAAAUGGCAACAAAAACAAACCAAUCGUUUUAUUAGUCGAUGAAUUAGAUAUUUUAUGUACAAAACGUCAAGAUGUUGUUUAUAAUUUAUUAGAUUGGCCAACAAAAUCUAAAGCUCAAUUGAUAGUGAUUACAAUAGCUAAUACAAUGGAUUUACCAGAACGAUUAUUGAUGGGAAGGGUUACUAGUCGAUUAGGUUUAACUCGAUUAACAUUUCAAGCAUACACUCACAAACAACUUCAAGAAAUCGUUACAAGAAGAUUACUCGGGACCAAUACCUUUAAUCCAGAUGCAAUACAAUUAGUUGCGCGUAAAGUUGCUUCUAUUUCCGGUGACGCAAGAAGAGCAUUAGAUAUCUGUCGACGUUCAGCGGAAUUUGCCGAAUUAGAAGGAAAUAAUACUUUAGUUUCAAUGAUUCAUGUGGACAAAGCCUUAAAUGCGAUGAUAACACAACCGAAAGUACAAGCUAUAAAAUGUUGUUCAAGAAUUCAACAAUUAAUUUUACAAGCGGUUGUUGCAGAAGUGGAACGAACGGGUGUUGAAGAAACAACAUUUUGCGAUAUAUAUACAAUGCUAAUUUCGAUUGCAGCUUUAGAUGGUUUUCAAAUGGUGGCACAAACUGUUGUUUUGAGAUCAAUUUCUCGGCUAGGUGCUUGUCGAUUGUUGUUAACUGAUCAAAAGUCAAACGAUUAUGAUCAAAAAAUUAUUUUAAAUGUUAGUUCAGACGAUGUUUAUUAUGCAUUAAGAAAAGAUUAAUUAAAAAUGUUAAGAUAGAUUUAACACAAUAAUAUGACCUAAGCUUUUAUUUA
Messenger RNA from Onthophagus taurus, 2830 nucleotides. RefSeq names its product Origin recognition complex subunit 1 (gene Orc1). Gene Ontology annotation, cellular component: nuclear origin of replication recognition complex. The record is from RefSeq and is a predicted model, not a curated record. Gene Ontology annotation, biological process: DNA replication initiation; mitotic DNA replication checkpoint signaling. NCBI's taxonomy places the organism in Eukaryota, Metazoa, Arthropoda, Insecta, Coleoptera, Scarabaeidae. Gene Ontology annotation, molecular function: ATP hydrolysis activity; DNA replication origin binding; ATP binding.